Molecule: messenger RNA, 470 nt
Organism: Vitis vinifera (wine grape)
Lineage: Eukaryota; Viridiplantae; Streptophyta; Magnoliopsida; Vitales; Vitaceae
Product: organ-specific protein P4
Exons: 2
Coding region: 65-355 (96 amino acids)
Source: RefSeq, a predicted model, not a curated record
CUACAUACUAUAUUAUCAAGUCUUAGUAGUUGAAGGGUCUAAAAUAUUUUGAGUCACAGAAGAGAUGAAAUCUAUAGUCUUGAUUCUAGUUUCCUUUUCCCUUCUAUUGCUUGUCGGCAUCAUUGAUGGAAGAGAGAGCCCAGGAGAAUACUACUGGAAGGGCAUGAUGAAGGACCAGCCCAUGCCAGAAGCAGUUAAAGAGCUUGUUGAUGAUCAGGAUUUUUCGUUUGUUUCCCAGGAAAAUUGUCAUACAUCUUGUAGUGGGGCAAGAGAAAGGGACCAUUUUGUUAAGGAUUUCGACAGCAGGCCUAAUGGUAUAAUAUAUCACGGCCAUGUUGAGCCUAAAGAAGGGUAGCUAGCUAGCCUGUAAUUGUCAGGGACUUGAAGCAGAAAGAAAACAGCUGAUGUAUGUAUUCAUAAUAUAUAGAGAUCAGCCCAAGAAUUUCCAAGUAGUUUGUUUGUGUGCUCUG